GAAACUAAGAGUCGGGCCAGAAGUGAGCUAAAGAAAGAGGAGAAAGUAAAGUAGAGAAAGCAAAAGAAGUGUUCAUCUAUGGACUAAGUGUGAACAACAGCAUCACAGCUGACAGGGGAGGCGUGCCACGGUGCCAGAAAGCAGCUAUUUCUCCCUCUCUGAGACGAACAAGUUCCCAAAAGAAAUUUUAAAAAAUGGCGAGCCUUCCCAAGGAACCACCUGAGGAUGCCAAGAAACAGAGCUUCUGGAUGCCGGACAAUUAUGGACGCACAGUGCAUCGGACUGAGCAGUUCUAUCAGGCCUGCAAUGACAUUGCUGCGUGCUUCCUGGAGAGGGCCAAAUUAGAAAAGCAGUACGCUCAGCAGCUCAGCCAGUGGAGCAGCAAGUGGAAACCUAUUGUGGAUUCUCGGCCACUCUAUGGUUCCCUCAUGAGGGCGUGGCAGUGCUUCUUCACCUCCACUGAGCGUUUAUCUGCCAUCCACUCGUCCAUCUCCCAAUCCCUUGUUUCAGAGGAAGGGCAGAGAGUGAGAGCCUGGCAGAAGGAGAACUUUCCAAAGAAGAUCUUCUGCGGUUUCAAGGAGAGCUACGAAAACAAAACAAGCUUCUCACGAGCUCAGAAACCCUGGACCAAGAAGCUCGUGAAGCUGGAGAAGGUUCGAGUUGCAUACCACAAGGCCUGUCAGAGGGAGCAAGCAGCCAUCGACAAAGAGAAGCAAGCCAACGAAAACGCCGAGAUGAGCCCAGAAAAAAAGCAAAAGGUGACGGCAGCCAGAGAGCACACAGCGCAGGAGAAGGAAAAGAUUAGGGAGCGUUAUGAGAAAGUGCUGGAGGAUGUGACGACCUACACGCCUCGCUACAUGGAGGAGAUGGAGGCCAUUUUUGAGCAGUCGCAGGAGGAGGAGAAGAAGAGGAUAAGCUUUCUGAAGCAGGCCUUCCUCUCUAUUCACAGACAUCUUGACAUUACCAACAACGAGAGCGUAAAGGCGGUGUACAGUGAGCUCCACCAAACCUUAAUGUCCAUCGACGAGCAGGAUGACCUCAAAUGGUGGAAAAACAACCACGGCCCCGGCAUGCCGACCGACUGGCCGAAAAUCGAGGAAUGGGUGCCACCAGUGAAAAAACUAAAGAGAAAAAAGCGAGAACAGAGAGGGAAAGACAGCCGACCGGUCAUGAUUGGGGGUGUGAAGGUACGAGCUCUGUACGACUAUGUGGGGGAAGAAGGUGAUGAGCUGUCCUUCAAAGCAGGUGAAAUGUUCCUGAAGGUGGAGGAGGAGGAUGACCAGGGUUGGUGUCGAGGAGUACUGAGUGAAGGGAAGGAAGGCUUCUACCCGGCCAAUUACGCUGAAGUUGUGGAGUGACCUCACGCCGUCCACAUUAUUAUGUCCUAAAGAUAUUUCUCACACACACACAAAAACUCUUUACAUUUUCCAGACACACCAACACCUAUUUAACAUCUGUGAUAUUUUCACACUGAUUCUGAAUAAAUGCAAAGUACCGUCUGUUCCCAGCACCAUUUGAAAUGUAAAAUGUUUAGAACUUUUCCAUUAGCAUAUUUGCUUUGAGGACCUGCAUUGUAAUUUAACUUAUCAAAUAAUGUGCUGCAAACUCUGUGCAGGAUUAAUAUGUAUAAUAAUAGGCGUGUAUGUGUGGGACUGUGUUCACAUGUACUGUAUGUUUUUGCAUGUUAGGAAGGGACAAAAUAAACAGAAUAUUUAUUUA
Thalassophryne amazonica is the source of this 1719-nucleotide messenger RNA. Its product is annotated as protein kinase C and casein kinase substrate in neurons protein 3-like. Gene Ontology annotation, biological process: regulation of endocytosis; plasma membrane tubulation; cytoskeleton organization. Gene Ontology annotation, cellular component: endosome; cytoplasm; plasma membrane. The coding region runs from base 195 to 1358 and encodes 387 amino acids. NCBI's taxonomy places the organism in Eukaryota, Metazoa, Chordata, Actinopteri, Batrachoidiformes, Batrachoididae. Gene Ontology annotation, molecular function: protein binding; phospholipid binding. The transcript has 10 exons. The record is from RefSeq and is a predicted model, not a curated record.